UAAUGCUCUUCUUCAGCACCGGGAACAGUGGGUCAGCCUGCAGAGCUCUUCCGGAGGCGGAUAAUCCCCAUCUCUGCGCGAAGUCCUCGUACAGUCAGGAAGGGAUCGCUGUAGCUCCUCUCGAGGGGAACACGUUUUGGGAUCAAAUGCAAGUUACGACGGGGGAAGCGCAGCUUUGAGGACAGCUUGGACUUGUAGAGAAAUGUUUGCGCACCUCUCCCUCUGGCUUAAUUGUGUAAACAACCAAAUCUGACACCGAUAAGCGGAUUCUCUAUAAUGUGACAGCUGCUGUUGCCUCUCAUCUAUUUCGGGAGCAACUACGGGCAGUAUCCCGCUUGCGUUUUUAUUAUUUCAGGACAAUGGUGGCACAUAACCUGGCCUUAACUUUCAUUGCAGCGGCUCUUUGGGGGGUCAGCGGCGAACUACUGCUCACUCCUUCAUCUGCGACGCACUUAAAUUCAACAUCAUCAUCAUCCGUCAUCAGUCAAGAUUCACUGACUAACAACGCCACGGAUGCUGCCGUGGGAUCCCGGAUUUCAUCUCUAAUGACGUAUCUUCCGACCCUGAAAAACAUUGUUAUUUUCAUCUGCGUGUUAACAGCUGCUCUCAUCACGUGCCUGGUCAUCAAAGUGGUCAGAUCUGGCAGAAGAAUCAGGAAGACGCGGAAGUAUGAUAUUAUCACUACACCUGCAGAGCGCGUCGAGAUGGCGCCUCUCAAUGAAGAAAACGAUGAUGAGGAUGACUCAACCCUUUUCGAUGUCAAAUACAGGUGAAUACCGGCGUGGACGUCAGCGUGUUUGAGCUGAUGACUCCCACUUGGCCUGGGACAAGUACAAGUGAUUUCCUGUACUUUUUUUUUUUUUUUUUUGGUGUGUGUGUGUGUGCGUGUUUCCAAGUCUUACCAUAUCAGCAACUUAAUGCUGUCUGUGCAUGGCUUGUAUCUGUGGUUAAAUAGUGUUUUGACAUCACUGUUCGCUGCUUUGCUAAAGCUUCUAUCACGUGAGCCAAAUAAUCUCACUGGUUAUUUCCAAUGUUAGAGAUAAGGAGGCUCCAAAAGUCUUUCAGGAAUUCUCGGUCUGGAGUUGAGUCAUUUCCAAACCACUUUAUCACUCAGAAGUGAUGUUUUCUUUUUUAUAUAUAUAUAUAUAUAUAAGAUAAAAGAUAUAUAUGAGUUUAUAAUCAGCGAAUGUCUGCUUUGAAGCCAUGUCUGUAAUCCAGGGUUAAUCACACUUUAAAUAACUAAAUAAAUACAUGGUGGUCACUACAGAUCAUCGCCUAAUGUGUAAAAUAUUCAUUUACCAAGAGUACUUUCUUCAACUGUAAAAUUUAAUUGAUAUUUUUUUAACCAAAACCAAAUAUUACCUAUAUGUACUAACCACUUCGUUGUGCGUAUAUACUGUUAAAUGCUUUCCGGUCAGGAGUGAGCGUACGCUAUAUAUAUUUUUUUACCGUGUGUUCUUUCAGACAUUCCUGUUUCGCUGCUAUCACAGCUGACGUUGACCUUUAAGGUUAUCAGAUUUGACUCAAAGCGCAAAGACUGUUUGUACAAUAUUUAUGGAGUAUAUACCAGUUUGCUAUGAAUGUGAAUCUGCUGUUAUCGAGUGUGCUGAAACAUGCUUAAUCCUUAAAAAAGGAACCGCUGAGCAGGAUCAGCGCCGCGUGUGGAGACUGCGGUCAUGCCGCCACAGUGAUUAACAUGCGCCCAGUAUCUUAUUUUCAAGGCCAAGUUAAAGUUUGACUUUUCAGGGUCAAAGUCCAGUUACUCGCUUUAAAAAUAUCCCCAAAUUUGAUAUUCUUUAUACGAGCUAACAAAUUAAAGUCCCUCACUGUAAUAUCCACUAAUGGCUAACUGACUUCUUCUCAUAAAAGGCAAUUUUCCUGGGCUAUGAUUGUAUUAAAGGCCACUUUUGACAUUUGGGGAAAAGCGAUUGUUACUUUUUAUAAAUACUAAGCCACUAUAUUAAAAACUCAUAUUAAAAAAAUUACGAUUAUCUAUCUAAAGUUUUAUUCAAAGUGAAUGAAAGGAAAAGCAGAGGAGAUCACAAGCCUCUCACGUCUCCGUCUGCCCAAUAACGAUAAUUACAUUGUUUGAGGAGCGAGGCA
Oreochromis niloticus (Nile tilapia) is the source of this 2103-nucleotide messenger RNA. RefSeq names its product family with sequence similarity 174 member B (gene fam174b). The record is from RefSeq and is a predicted model, not a curated record. NCBI's taxonomy places the organism in Eukaryota, Metazoa, Chordata, Actinopteri, Cichliformes, Cichlidae. Bases 360 to 773 code for a protein of 137 amino acids. The transcript is spliced from 3 exons.